This is a messenger RNA of Suillus fuscotomentosus, 714 nucleotides long. RefSeq lists its product as uncharacterized. Gene Ontology annotation, biological process: double-strand break repair via homologous recombination. Gene Ontology annotation, cellular component: cytoplasm; chromosome. NCBI's taxonomy places the organism in Eukaryota, Fungi, Basidiomycota, Agaricomycetes, Boletales, Suillaceae. The record is from RefSeq and is a predicted model, not a curated record. Gene Ontology annotation, molecular function: 3'-5' DNA helicase activity; four-way junction helicase activity. The coding region runs from base 1 to 714 and encodes 237 amino acids. The transcript has 5 exons.
AUGGCUCGUCCUCACUACAGUAUUGAUAUUCCGUCCAUAGAGAGUAUCCAACAAACUGCAGAGAAUCUCUUUGGAUAUAAGCCAUGCCUUUGGCAAACACUUAACUUCUGGCUGCCGUUGCUCUUCAAUGGUGAUGGAAUCAUGGUCCUCAUCACACCGCUUAACAUCCUAGGAGAUAAGAACUACAAUGAGUUGAAAGAAAUUGGUAUAAACACUAUUAACUUGACAAUGUCCACAGCAACAGCCGAUGCUUACCAGGAAAUCAAGUCCCUUAAAUAUCGAAAGUUCAUUGAAAAACUGUUUGUAAUUACAUUGGACAAAUCUCACUGCAUCAGUGAGUGGGGUGACUCAUUCCGUCCUGAGUACGGAGACAUAGGAAAUCUCCGGUGGAUACUCCCAGCACACAUACCUUUUCAUAUCACAUCAGCUACGAUGCCUCCUCAUAUUCUCCAGGACGUGAAGAAGAAACUCCAAAUUCGAUGUGAUGCUGACUCGUUUAUGGUCUUUGCAAACUCGAGAAAGGAGACUGAGUCAGUGGCUCAAUUUCUGCGCUCCUAUGUUGCAAAGGAGUAUUGUGAUAAAAUAGUCUGGUUUCACUCUGGAAUGAGCGCGAAAUUUAGACGAGAGGCGAUUGAAAAUUUAUGGACCAUCAAAAUAUGGGGGAUUUGUUGUACUGAUGCAGCAGGAAUGGUGUGUGAUUGUUUGAAGAACUAG